Toxoplasma gondii ME49 is the source of this 309-nucleotide messenger RNA. RefSeq lists its product as hypothetical. Lineage: Eukaryota; Apicomplexa; Conoidasida; Eucoccidiorida; Sarcocystidae. The record is from RefSeq and is a predicted model, not a curated record. Bases 1 to 309 code for a protein of 102 amino acids. The transcript has a single exon.
AUGAGAGAGAAAAAACUUGUAGAAAAGGGGGAAAAAACAGAGAGAAGAAGAAGAAGAAGAAGAAGAAGAAGAAGAAGAAGAAGAAGAAGAAGAAGAAGAAGAAGAAGAAGAAGAAGAAGAAGAAGAAGAAGAAGAAGAAGAAGAAGAAGAAGAAGAAGAAGAAGAAGAAGAAGAAGAAGAAGAAGAAGAAGUCAGGGGACUGGCCUAUGUGUCCCGAAGACGUAUCGUCAUUCUUCUCCUGAGGACAGCGUUUGUGUCCAGGCGAGGCAAAACGAAAGGAUGCAAAGUGCCAAGGCAAGCUUCGGAUGA